CGUGAGUCGGCCUUGGCGGUCGGACUCCAAUCGGCAAACGUCGUUAGCAUUCGAUAUUUGCUUUUAUCUCUUUUACACUCAAUGACUGUGCUGCUCAAUCCGUCUCGAAUUUCCACACGCAACAUUCGAGGAAACUGACACAGCUGAGACCAUCGCUACUGCAAAUAUCCACCUUAUUUGAACGCGGUAAGGAAUAAUUUCGCAGACACAACGUGACCGGUUAUGGACUUGUGACUCUGGUACGUCAUAAUCGUUCUUUCUCUUUUUUUCCAAGCUCACACUACUGCCUUCUAGCCAGUACGGUAAAAGCUUUGAAGAGAUACGGACUGUCACGUAGAGACGUUAGCCUGAACCCGUAACCGAACCCGAGCAAAUCGAAUAAUUGACGACGUGAUCUGUUACGAUUGCAGUAAUAACAGUCCAUUCCAAUUAUCUUAUAGUGCCUUUAGUGAUAUGUAUAUUAAUCGAUAAAAACGUUAUUCGAAUAAAGUUUGUUAAACUGGAAACUUCAGAUUUCGAUUCGUUCGAAACGGCCACUAUUGUUUUCAAAACAUAUGAUUUGCCGACUUGUCACCCAGAGUGUAGUGACUGAAAUCAGGGUGCGGUAACAAUUAUAUUAUUGUGAGUGCGUGUGUUGGAUACGGCCCAGUGAAUCGCCGGGCCCCUCUCGUGUGUCUCCAGUGUUGAGUUACAGCUCGCGGUAUCAAUAAUUCUAUUGAGGAGCAAGUGACUGAUGGAGAAUUGUGCCUAUAUUGGGAAGGUGGUAGUCAAGAGCGGGCGUCAUGCUGACCCGCGUGCUUGUGUCUAGUGUACGCAGACUCCGGCAAAACGGCGGCUACAGAGACAGCCCCGGUACUCGCACCACAGACGGGCGGUGCAGACAGCGCCAGCGGCGGGUCAGGUGGCUCGGGCAUGGAGUGUCUCCAACUGCGCUCACCACCCGGACCAUUUCAUUACCUCAUCUCGGAGCAGGCUAAGUCCCUCGUCGCUCUACAGGAACUCCAGAAUGAAGUCGGAGCUUUACUUGAGUUUCGCGACCUCGUCAUCGAGACAUUCCCUAACCUACGCUCCAAGAUGGCGCCGUCCACGCCUGCGAGCGGUACACGUCGCGACUGGGAGCCCGGGGUGCGCGUGCGUCGUAAACUUGCGGCAGGAGCAGGAGACGCUACGCGGGCCAAACCACAACCCUCCGUGCAGGAUUCCGGCUUCAGCACAGAGACUUCUUGCGGGAAAGACGCACAUUCCUCAUCGGCAUCAGCUUCUGCGUCAGCCACACGUUCAAGACCAAUUGAAGAUGAGCUCUGGGCUUUACUCGACGUCAUUCAAAGAAAAGGAGUACGGUUACGAGACGAAGCUGAACAAUUGCGCGGCGAGCUCGACGACCGGCACCCAGCGGACACCGUGGAGGAGUCGUUCACGCGAGCACUCAACGACACAGCGUGCGCCGACUGCGCCGACACCGGGCGGCUGCGCGCCGAGCGGGACGCGCUGCUGCUCCGCGCCGCGCAGCUGGAGGCGGCGGCGGCGGCGGCCGCCGUCACUCCGCCCGCGCCCGCGCCCAGCACCCCGCUCGGCCGCCUCGACACAGCACUGGAAACACCCUCGCGCCCACCGCGCGUCGCUACGCCUGACUCCAAGAAGUUCGCGGCGAUUCUCCUCGAGAGCAAUCCUGUCGAACUUCAGAGGCAGCUACUCACUUCCACCGUUCAAAAUCAGGUACCUAUGAAAAUAAAUUCUAAUCUAAUUAGAAAGCAUAGAAGUGGAUGUGAACUCUACAUGCUUAAGAUAACAAUCACUAGAAAUGUAUUCAAAAAGAUACGUUUCCAAUUUCCAUUUCUAUCUAUUUGAUUCAAACCCACCUUGACCCUGUUAUCUCUAAUCAUCAAUCGUAUUGUUUAGUGUGCCGAAUUGAACUUCUCAGACUUGCAUGGAUAUUGCGGUAAGGUGUCAAUUUUAGGAAGUUUCUUUCUUAUGGGUCAUUAGAAAUCUGUGUUGCAUUAACGAAAUAAAAAAAUAUAAAAAAGCAGUUAAGGCUGUUAAUUGCAGAACGAGUGAGGUAACGAAGUACGUGCUAGUCGUUCUUCUGUCGUUGCACUAACGAGCUGCUUGAUGCUCUGACGUAAUCUCAGAGAUUUCGGCAGUAGGUAUUACGCAGAUCAGUGGAGGUAAUGGAGUGUGUCCGCGACCAUGCAGGCCACCAUUCCUCCACCUAUUUAUCUAAGUUAUUUGUGUCGUGGACAUGUGUUUUAGUACUCAUUAACUUACAUACUUAUUAUCAUUGCAAUAUAUUAUCGCUAAAACCAUUGCGCUUUUUUUGUUUCUAUCACGUGCAAGGCCUAUCACAAAGUAUCUCAAGACAAUACCAUAACUUUAGCACUUAGCACGCAUGUGUCAUAAAUCCUUGGCUUAAAAUGAUAGAUAGCAAUGAACCAAUACGGUGACUAGUGCGUUUCCGUCUCAACGAUUUGCUAUUUCUUUAUAGCGUAGGUAUCAUGAUUAUUUUAAUAUCCCCUUCAACAAAAGGAAAUCAUCACUUUGCUUAUAGGUAGUACAUAUUAUUAUAAUUUAUGUAUGUAAUCAUUUUUAAAUUAGUUAUGCUGAAGGCUAAUCUAGUUGCUUAAUGUGCAUAAGUAUCCUCUUGUAUUUAUUUUACUACCAUAGAAACUACUGCAAGGAAAAUGUUUAAAUGUAGUAAAACGUUAAAAUAUUCUUACUGUCUAUAGCUUUCCGUAAUUUGAAUAAAAAACUUCUGUCCUUAACGUAAUUAUAACUCAGACGGAAGAACCUAAAGCAUAAAAAACACGGAACUUAGUGGUGCGUUCAAUAUAAAUACCAACCGCAUUAUACACAGGUUCAGUCCCAUUUAUUUAGUUUGAUUGCUAUUUAGCAAUUUAUUUCAUUUUAAUUUAAAGCCAAAACUCAUCAACAUACAAUUUUAGUUAAAACUUAUAACAUAAUCCAUUGUAAAUAUUCAGUACCUACACAUAGUCUUAAUAUUUAGUUAUCAUAUUAAAUUAUAUCUUCAUCUGAUUAUUGUUUCUUAAGUUGGGGUUUGGUACCCACAUUCUUAUCCAAGAUCGGUUUGUUUUGUUUAAAUACAAAUUUUAAUAAAAUUUUAUCUGUUGUUUUUCGUUUGCUAACUAUCAUUGACCCUAUGUUGCAACUACUGACGGAUUUUUAUGCAAUACUUAUUUAUGUAAAUAAACGCAGGAAAUAUGACGUAGCAAUCCGCGCUCAUCACACUAAAACAGCUUUCAUUAGAAAAUUUUACGUUUUUCUGGCACCUCUUGUGUAUAAUAAAAUUAACACAGCCAUAAACAUUUUCAGUCUAAAUAAAUUUCACUGUAAAAGAGCGGUGAAGGCAUUUUUACUGACUUUAUCCUAUGAUGAUACUGAAAAACUCAUCCAAGUAAUGAUAUAAAUCUACUGUAUAUUGUUGCAGCUGCUGGAUGUUUGCACCUUCUCAUAUUGAUUUAUACUACGAAUUAUCAAGCAUACACCACAACACACAUACACACACACACACACACAUACACACACACACAUACACACACACACGCACACAGACACACGCACACAAAAUAGACAAAUUCCUAUAUAUUGGUGAUAGCUAUACCUUACUUUUCCUUCUCUAUCUUUUUAAUGUGGUAUGUAAUUUUAUUUUUAACUGGUCUUUGUGAUACUCUUAAACGUUUGUUAUUGUAAUUACUUUUUUUUGGCUAUUUAUUAAGGCGGGAAUUGGGCGCCGCGUGCCGAGAUACAGGCUCACGCCUAGUUCGGUCGCGGAUGCUCGUUCUGUCAGUUGUAGAAUAACUGUUAUAAGCAUAAGUCAUAAUGUGAAACAGUAAACUGUAACCACCUUUCUGAAUAAAUAUUAUUAUUAUUAUUAUUA
Messenger RNA from Spodoptera litura, 3892 nucleotides. Lineage: Eukaryota; Metazoa; Arthropoda; Insecta; Lepidoptera; Noctuidae. The record is from RefSeq and is a predicted model, not a curated record.